Molecule: messenger RNA, 2296 nt
Organism: Daucus carota subsp. sativus
Lineage: Eukaryota; Viridiplantae; Streptophyta; Magnoliopsida; Apiales; Apiaceae
Product: 2-isopropylmalate synthase A
Exons: 12
Coding region: 96-1919 (607 amino acids)
Biological process (GO): L-leucine biosynthetic process
Cellular component (GO): chloroplast
Molecular function (GO): 2-isopropylmalate synthase activity
Source: RefSeq, a predicted model, not a curated record
UGUAUAGUCGGAUUUGUAUACUCAUUUCACCCAACUUCCACAUAAACCCCCUAUCUCUCUCCCCUCACUCUCUCUCUCUCUCGGGCCGCCAUCCUAUGGCUUCUUCACUAUCCCACCCCCCUACUCUCUCCCUCUCCAAACCCUUCAAUCCCCCCUUGUCUCUCCACCACACCUCCCCCUUUCACUCUCUCCUAAACCUCAAGAAGAAGCCCCCCAUUCUCCGAUGCUCAAUCACCCCCCGCCCCAGCUACAUCCCCCACCGCAUUCCCGACCCCCAUUACGUCCGCAUCUUCGACACCACUCUCCGCGACGGCGAACAAUCCCCCGGCGCCACCAUGACUGCCAAGGAGAAGCUGGACAUCGCUCGCCAGCUGGCCAAGCUCGGUGUUGACAUCAUUGAGGCUGGCUUCCCCGCCGCCUCCGACGCCGAUCUCGAGGCCGUUAGGAUGAUUGCUAUGGAAAUUGGGAAUAUGGGUGGAGAGGGAGAGAAUGAGUAUGUGCCUGUUAUUUGUGGAUUGGCUAGGUGUAAUAAGAAGGAUAUUGAUUCGGCGUGGGAGGCGGUGAGGUUUGCUAAGAGGCCUAGAAUUCACACGUUUAUCGCCACGAGUGAGAUUCAUAUGAAGUAUAAGUUGAAGAAAACGAAGGAGGAGGUUGUGGAGAGGGCCAGGAGUAUGGUGGCUUAUGCCAGGAGUUUGGGCUGCCAGGAUGUUGAGUUUAGUCCCGAAGAUGCUGGAAGGUCUGAAAGGGAAUUUUUGUACCACAUUUUGGGAGAGGUCAUCAAAGCUGGAGCUACAACUCUUAAUAUCCCUGACACUGUUGGCUAUACUGUGCCUAGUGAGUUUGGACAAUUGAUUGCUGACAUUAAGGCCAACACUCCUGGAAUUGAAAAUGUCAUCAUAUCAACACAUUGCCAAAAUGAUCUUGGACUUUCUACUGCAAAUACUUUAGCGGGGGCAUGUGCAGGUGCUAGACAAGUAGAGGUGACCAUCAAUGGCAUCGGUGAGAGAGCUGGUAAUGCUUCUUUGGAGGAGGUAGUUAUGGCACUUAAAUGCCGCGGGGAACAGGUAAUGGGCGGUCUUUAUACCGGCAUUGAUACUAAACACAUCGUGAUGGCUAGCAAAAUGGUAGAAGAGUACAGCGGACUUCUUGUGCAACCCCACAAGGCUAUAGUUGGAGCUAAUGCUUUUGCACAUGAAAGUGGCAUCCAUCAGGAUGGAAUGCUUAAGCAUAAAAACACGUAUGAGAUUAUAUCUCCUGAAGAUAUUGGGCUUCAUCGUUCUGAUGAAUCUGGUAUUGUCCUUGGGAAACUUAGUGGACGCCAUGCUUUUAGAUCCAAACUUUUGGAGCUUGGAUAUGACAUUGAUGGGAAGGAAUUCGAUGAUCUUUUUUGGAAUUUCAAGUCUGUAGCUGAAAAGAAAAAGAAUAUUACGGAUGAUGACUUAAUAGCCCUAGUCUCGGAUGAAGUUUUUCAGCCUCAAGUUGUUUGGAAGCUAGGUGAUGUACAAGUUACAUGUGGGAGUCUCGGUCUAUCUACAGCAACUGUUAGACUGAUUGCUGCUGACGGCGUGGAACAUACUGCUUGUUCGGUUGGAACAGGACCAGUUGAUGCAGCAUAUAAGGCAGUCGAUCUCAUCGUAAAGGUACCUGUAUCACUUCUUGAAUACUCCAUGAACGGAGUUACAGCAGGUAUUGAUGCUAUAGCCAGCACUCGUGUUUUAAUAUGCGAAGAAAACUACCACGCAACAAAGAAUGCAUACUCAGGACAAGCUAUUCAACGUAAAUUUAGUGGAACUGGUGCAUCAAUGGAUAUCGUUAUUGCUAGUGUUCGAGCCUAUGUUGGUGCAUUAAACAAGCUGCUAGGAAUAAAAAAACAAAAGGUUGAAGAAUAUGCAGGGACAGAAGCUACACAAUCUCUAUAGCUAUAGUAUUUAUCUCCAACCUAUGGUGCUGUGUCAGUUGGUCUGUUGUAGAUUAUGAAGGUUUUCUCACACGACAUAUAUCAUCAUGGAGUGCGUGAUGCUUGCUGUAUCUCCCUUGGGUAUGGCGACAACAUAAUGUGCAUGAAGAACAACAAACUGAGGUACAUGUAGCUUAUCUAGCGUGCGGAACUGUAUAUGUACAAUAUAUUAAUAAUCUCUGCCAAAACGAUGAAAGUUUAGUCUAGUUUUACAGUUCUUGUGUUGCUGACAUGGAGUGGAAACACGAGACAUCCUAUUAUUAUCACGAAUUUGUUGCUAAAUGGUUUGUGUGAAAGAUUGUCAUCUUUGUUACUAUUAACAGGAUUGGAAACUGCCAA